This is a messenger RNA of Girardinichthys multiradiatus, 2172 nucleotides long. It is a transcript of the gene cnpy2, whose product is annotated as canopy FGF signaling regulator 2. Bases 288 to 842 code for a protein of 184 amino acids. NCBI's taxonomy places the organism in Eukaryota, Metazoa, Chordata, Actinopteri, Cyprinodontiformes, Goodeidae. The transcript has 6 exons. Gene Ontology annotation, cellular component: endoplasmic reticulum. The record is from RefSeq and is a predicted model, not a curated record.
UAAAAACGUCUGUGUUAAUUCUGCAUCUACACCCAUAUUUGUGCAAUAGCUCUCAGGACUGCUGCAACACUUCCGUGUUGUCUCUAAGUUUUAUUGAGGUUGCCGUGGUAACAGUGGAGCUGCUGGAAUCUUCCCGGCCACGCGGGGGAGCUGUCCGGAAGUGCAGAGCUCGACUCCGGUGGAGAAGCAGCUCCGUUGCUACGUCACCAUAUUUCACCGAAUGCGAUAAACUAGCGUGGAAAAUCCUGGAAGUUCAUCCUGAGGAGCUGCAAGGAAUAGACACAGAUAUGAGGGACGCUGCUCUCCUGCUCGCAUCCUGUGUAGUUGUGUGUUUCCUCCUCGGCUUCAGCCGAGCUGCCAGACAAGGACAGGACAUCAGAUGUGGAGCCUGCAGGGCUCUGGUUGAUGAGAUGGAGUGGGCCAUUUCCCUGGUAGAUCCAAAGAAAAUGAUCCAGACAGGAUCCUUCAGGAUCAAUCCGGACGGGAGUCAGUCCAUCAGAGAGGUUCCUCUGGCACGCUCUGAGGGAAACCUCCUGGAGCUGAUGGAGAGCGUGUGUGAGAGGAUGGAGGACUAUGGAGAGCGCACAGAUCCGUCCACAAACAGGAAGUCCUAUAUCAGGGUCAAGUCUCGGACUGGUGAGGCCAUGGACCUCUCAGAGGCCACACUGGACUCGAGAGUCACAUCCAGUUUAAAAUUUGCAUGUGAAACAAUUGUUGAACAUCACGAAGAUGAAAUUAUCGAAUUCUUCGCUUAUGAAGUGGACAAUGUCAAAGACAAACUCUGUAGUAAAAGGACAGACCUUUGUGACCACGCCUUAAACAUUCCCCAUGACGAACUUUGAUAUUCUCUCGUCAGAGCUGCGAUCUCUGACACAUAAACAUUUGGUGCUGUAAUGUCUCAUGACUUUGCCUCAAGAUGUAAACAAGUCUUUUUAUAUUAGAUCACAGAAAACUUCUGAGCACUUUUAGUCUAAUUAUGCAUUUUUUGGUUCCCAUCUCAUGUACUUUGUUAUGUUUGUCCACACUUUCUCUUGUCAACCCUUCAAACACUAUUUUUUGUCUUGCUUUUCCUUAAUUAAAUGUUCUAUUAAUUAUUUCUGAAGUUUGCCAUUUUUAAAAUUAGAUCAAGAUUUAGGUUUAUGUGGAGUUAGGCUCUCUAUGAUUAAAUGUUUCUUUCUGAUCAAACAAAUAUUUCAUGAGUAGUCAUUUUCCUAUCCCCCUAACAUCUGCACAUAAUCUAGCUGUAAUAAAUAAUACAAUUCAUUUACAGGGUCCUCUGACUGCAGCCUAAACCCUGGACAUUACCCCUGUUUCACAGGUUAUAUGAAUCCACACCCACAUAUAUUGCUUACAUUUUGUAUGCAUGUUUAACAAUACACAGUUUUUCUUAAUUUUGACAUGGUAGUUUUUCUAUAAUCUGGAUUACAAACAGCAUCAGAAGAAAACCUUUAAGGAAAAAAUCCUGUCCUUGAACCUUCCUCAAUUUCUAACAGGAGAAAUGUGUUUUAUAUUUUAGUUUGCCAAUAGCUUAUUCACCAUAGAAACUAAUAAAUUAAUUAAUGGCAUACAGUGGCGUAAUUUAAAACAUAAUGAAUGAAACAUUUCAAAAACUCAGAUAAAACAUUUUUAUCAAGAUUGAUGAACACUAGAACCUCUUUACAUCCGACUGGGAGAAUUUGUAUUAAGAUUUCUAGCUUUAAGUGACCUUCUGUUUCAUUGUUGGUGAUGCGUAAACUCGCUUCUAUAAAGGGAAAAAGUAUCAGUAUUGAGUAGUUUGGUUACUUGUAGUGAACAAAAAUAUAGAAAGGCUUAUUUUUUUCUUUUUUACUUAUAUUGCAUAUUGGCUUAUUUGGCUUUUUCUUUGAUUAGAACAUAAAAUCUGUGUUGUGAUAUUUAUAAUUUUAAUUUAAAUAUGACCAUGUAUGUUUUAAGUUACCCUGUCAUUGUAAUCAAACCAAACUCUUGCUACUUUACUAGAGUGAUCUGCUGUCAAAAAAGUGUCAUAAUGCAAUGUUGGUGCUGAAAGAACAAGAAGGACACAUUCUGACUUUUAUUUUGAAAAACAAAAAAAAACUUUGUAAUGUUACAAGUGUCCUGAAAUUUACACAUUUGUAUGAACUUUCUACAAUUUCAGAAUCGGUUUUCUCUUCAAAUAUAUUUUUGUGAUGUCAA